This is a messenger RNA of Symsagittifera roscoffensis, 953 nucleotides long. RefSeq names its product actin-related protein 2/3 complex subunit 3-like. Gene Ontology annotation, molecular function: actin filament binding. Gene Ontology annotation, cellular component: cytoskeleton; Arp2/3 protein complex. The coding region runs from base 289 to 804 and encodes 171 amino acids. Gene Ontology annotation, biological process: Arp2/3 complex-mediated actin nucleation; regulation of actin filament polymerization. The transcript is spliced from 4 exons. The record is from RefSeq and is a predicted model, not a curated record. Lineage: Eukaryota; Metazoa; Xenacoelomorpha; Acoela; Convolutidae.
ACAUUAAAUGAAGUUAGUUGUGGACAGUUUGUUUUGAUAGCAGACAAAAGUAUUCUAUUUGGUUCUAUGCGAAAGCAAGUAUCUCAAUGGUUUGUGUGAACCAUCAUUAAUUACCGAUAUAAGAAGAGUUGUUAGUGAAAUCACGAACAAGUUUUAUUGUAUGAUCGGAGUUCGCUUUAAUAUCUCGCAACUUGGCCAUCUUUUGCUAUCGCUAUCGAAGUCGAACUUAGAAUUAUUCUUCUGUCCAGACUUUUAAACAUAUCCUAGCAGAGAUCCAUAGACAGAGCCAUGCCAGCUCCGCACUCCGGUCUGAAUGACAAACUAUCUGGAGUUAAGAUGUACCUGGACGUGCCUGGAUUCCAGUUCAACGAUAGCAUGGAUCCGAAUGCUCUCCAAGCAGUAGAAGAGGCACUCACCUGUUUCAAAGCGAUUGUCUUGUUCAAGAAUUACGAGAUCAAAGGAGAUGCUGACAGACUUCUGAUAUACCUCGUGCUAUACAUCCACAGAUGUCUGAUGGAGCUGGGUCAGACUAAACCGAGCAAAGACGCGGCUGCCAAACAGCUGGAGACGCUGGCCAUCCAGUGCACUGUCAUCCCAGGAGACUCCUCAUUCCCCCUGUCCGCCUUCUACAAGACUGGCUACCCUGGUGACUUCUCACAGUACAUGGAGAGACUUAGGAAGGAGACGAACAAGAGGCUGAUUGAGAAAGUGUACCUGGAGUCGCCCUCUGCUCCUAGCAAGUGGUGGCUCGCAUUCGCCAAGAGGAAGUUCAUGAACCAACAGUUGAAGAACUCACGCAUGUAGAUUACACAACAGAACAUUAUUGUAUUAUAUUCAGUUGCAAAAAAGUUUCGACUGAUGAGUAUAUUUGAACGAGCAAUUAACUGGUUCCGAAAAAUCCACUUUUUCACAUAAUCCAUUUUCACAUAAUCUAUUAUUGAGAAUUUCACAAA